Messenger RNA from Lathyrus oleraceus (garden pea), 828 nucleotides. RefSeq names its product putative tyrosine-protein phosphatase OCA1. Gene Ontology annotation, molecular function: phosphatase activity. The record is from RefSeq and is a predicted model, not a curated record. Bases 1 to 828 code for a protein of 275 amino acids. Gene Ontology annotation, cellular component: cytoplasm. The transcript is spliced from 5 exons. Gene Ontology annotation, biological process: dephosphorylation. Lineage: Eukaryota; Viridiplantae; Streptophyta; Magnoliopsida; Fabales; Fabaceae.
AUGGUUGUUGAGGCCUAUGCAUUGAAUAAAGGGAACGUCGACAUACAGCAUCUGGAUUUCAUUUACGACAGUGAACCUUUAGGGUUCGAAAAAGACCCAAAGGCACUAGAGAGAAUCCGACCAAAAGACCCUUUGGAAGAAGUCGACCUUGGCGAAAAUGGCGAAAGAAGGCCAACAUAUAUAAGCGCUAACAUCGACAACAAACUAAAGUCUGAGGUAAUAUCCAUACUCAAAGAACUUAGAGAUUGUUUCGCUUGGGAUUAUAAUGAAAUUCCUGGUUUGAGUAGAGAUUUGGUCGAGUUAAAGCUGCCCAUAAAAGCUGGGAGAAAACCAGUGAAGCAGACGCCCAGGCGUUUCGCCCCAGAGAUUAUGGCAAAGAUAAAAACAGAAGUAGAAAGACUCUUUAAAAGCAAGUUUAUACAGACUGCAAGAUACUUGUGUCCUGAACCCUAUCCGGAGGAGAAUUUGAAGUUUCUUAAAUCACAUAAUAUUCGUCUAUUUCAAUUUGGAAUUGAGGGGAAAACGGAAGUUUCUUUACCUAUUCUCAGUGAUUCUAUUAUGGAGGCUUUGAAAAUUUUACUUGAUGUGAGAAAUCACCCUGUUUUGAUUCAUUGCAAACGAGGAAAGCAUAGAACAGGUUGUGUAGUUGGUUGCUUCAGAAAGAUGCAGAACUGGUGUCUGUCUUCUGUGUUUGAGGAGUACCAGCGCUAUGCUGGUGCUAAAUCCAGGACAGCGGAUUUAACAUUUAUAGAGAUGUUUGACAUCAUAAAUCUUAGGCAGUGCAUAUUCUCAGAGAUGCUUUUGCUACUUAGUUUUAUUCAUAGUUAA